Cryptococcus amylolentus CBS 6039 is the source of this 1896-nucleotide messenger RNA. RefSeq lists its product as hypothetical. The record is from RefSeq and is a predicted model, not a curated record. Lineage: Eukaryota; Fungi; Basidiomycota; Tremellomycetes; Tremellales; Cryptococcaceae. Gene Ontology annotation, molecular function: aldehyde dehydrogenase (NAD+) activity. The transcript is spliced from 5 exons. The coding region runs from base 1 to 1896 and encodes 631 amino acids.
AUGCUGGACUCCAUAUCCUCCCUCCCGGACGCUUUCCAGCCCUUCUUCAGCUGGCUCUCUACCCUUACCCUCGGCCAGAUCUGGCUCGCCAUCUACAACCCGCCUAACCGCGUCACCCUCACCAUCGUACUCAUCGCCAUCUCCUUCAAAGCUCCCAUAUGGAUCAAAAAGUGGUCAGAGUCGAGAGCAGAGAAAAAGGCGGUUCGCUUUCUGUAUAUCGAGCCCAAGGAAGGCGACAGGAAAUGGGAGGGCAAAGUCAUCAACAAGCCGAGCCUUUCAUCUCAUCUCCAAGACUCAGACCUGCUACCUCCAGAGACGGGUCAUUCGGGUGUCAAGCGAGACCACAUCACUUGCUACGAUCCUUCCACCGGCUACCACCUCACAACCCUACCCCUCCUGAGCGCUGAAGAGGUCGCGCAACAAAUCUCUUCCGCCCACAAGGCCUCCCCUGCUCUGCGGGCGACGCCGUUCUCCACCCGCCGACGUUUCCUCCGUGGCAUCCGCGACUGGGUCCUCCGGGAUAUGGAUGUCAUCGUCCGCGUAGCUUGUCGGGACACUGGCAAGACUGAUGUCGACGCCGUAUUCGGUGAAAUCCUUACAACCUUGAGCAAGAUCGACUGGUUGGUGACUUACGGAGAGAAGACUCUGAGCCCCCAAAAGAGGGCUGGAAACUUGCUUCUGGCGCACAAAGUGUCGAAAGUGCACUACCAGCCUCUUGGUACGGUACUCGCGCUUGUAUCGUGGAACUAUUCUUUCCACAAUUUGCUCUCCCCCAUCCUUGCUGCCAUCUUCUCAGGCAACACUAUCGUCGUCAAAUGUUCCGAGCAGGUGGCUUGGAGUUCAAUGUGGUAUAUUGGUGGUGUCAAAGCUUGUCUGAGAGCUUGCGGAUUGGAUGAAGAUAUGGUACAGCUAGUCAUCUGUCUCCCAGAUGUCGCAGAGACAGUCACUCGAAACCCUUUGAUCAAGCAUAUCACUUUUAUCGGCAGUGAGCCCGUUGGCAAGAAAGUCGCUCAAGCCGCCGCCGAGAUCAUGGUCCCCACUUGCAUCGAACUCGGCGGUAAAGAUCCCGCUCUCAUUCUCCCCGGUACAGACCUUGAUUUUUUCGCUAGCACCUGGAUGCGUGGCGCCUUCCAAUCCUCGGGCCAAAACUGUAUCGGUAUCGAACUCUUCUUCGUCCACCGUUCGCAAUACCCCAAAUUCCUCGACAUUCUCACCCCCCGCGUUCGCGCGCUCCGACCAGGUAAAGACGUCGGCUCCCUCAUCUCCCACGUCCCCAUCCCCAAACUCGAAUCUCUCCUCUCCUCUGCCACAUCUUCCGGCGCUCGCGUCCUCGCUGGCGGCAAGCAGUUCAUCCACCCCGAUCAUCCCGAGGGAGCCUACUUUGAGCCGACGUUGGUGGUGGAUGUCAAGAUGAAUAUGGAAAUCGCAAAGGAAGAGCUUUUCGCCCCGGUGAUGACUGUGGUACCCUACGACGACGUCGACGAGGCUGUUUCGUGGCUUAGCAACUCGCGUUUCGGACUCGGUGGUGGUGUUUAUGGCAAAGACCGUGCCCAAUGCCGUUCCGUUGCCGAGCGCCUCGAGUGCGGUAUGGUAGCCAUCAACGACUUUGGCGUAUUCUACCUGAAUCAAGCUAUGCCUUUUGGCGGGGUCAAGGCUUCUGGCCAUGGACGCUUCGGCGGAGAAGAAGGUCUGAGGGGAUUGUGCUCUGUCAAGUCGAUUACGGAGGACCGAUGGUUUAGCUGGAUUCGAACGACGAUACCGGGGCCGGUGGAUUUUCCGUUACCGGAGAAUGGCAGGCCUUGGGCGUUUUUGACAGGGUUGGUGCAGAUGGCGUAUGGCGUUGAGUUGUGGACGAGGGCAAAGGGGUUGGCGGGAUUGAUUGGUGCGGCUUUGUGA